ACUCUGACCCCGCCCACCGUGUACGUGGAGCAAAAACAAUUACUCAUAUGCUGCUCGUUUUCUCUUCUGACCUUAGUCGUGCAAGAAUUUUUGAUAAAUAGGUACUGACCGGUAGUAUAUUAUUUAACAAACUAUAUGGGGAAGCUGAUGUUAUCUUUAGAAGUCAUGUUUUCUACGUUUGCUUGACAGCCACUGAUAGCACUCCAGGUAACGUUAGCUAGCUAUAACUAAUGUCGCUAGCAAGCUAACCCAUAAAAAACACAGGUAAAUCGUUCAACUGCGUAAGCUAGGAAUGUAAGUAACUUUUGAAAUGAAAACUAGCUAGCAAUCAUUAUCAUUGUCUUGCAUUUACGAACCCCGGCAGUGGUUGUGUGUGACAUUUUAGCUAGCUAGCUGAUUAACUAAACCGAUGGCUCCUAUGGGAAUCCGUCUUUCGCCACUUGGAGUGGCAGUGUUUUGCUUAUUGGGACUCGGCGUGAUCUACCACCUAUAUGCCGGAGUUAUAUCCAGCCGCAUAGCUGCUUUUACGUCGAAGAGAACAGUGAAUCUCCGCGACCUGCUCGCACUGUCAGUGGAGGCUGCAGUCCAGGGCGGUCGGGAGGUGAAGAGGGUCAGAGAAGAGGACAAGUUAGAAGAAAAGACCAAGGGGAAAACGAAGGAAGGGGCGAGUGAAAAGCUCACUCAGGGGGACUUAAACUCUCACAGAAAGAUGUAUUAUCUUAUCAAGAACACUUAUCCAUAUGUACAGGUUAACUCUGAAGAGCAUGAUGAGACCAACAAUGAGCUGGGGGUGUGGAACAGAGACAUCCCUGCUGACAUCCUAAAAAGUGUGGAGGUGAGCAGGGAUGUGCCUGCUGACAGUAUCACCAUCUGGAUAGACCCACUGGACGCCACUCAGGAGUAUACAGAGAACCUGCUCAAGUAUGUCACGACCAUGGUGUGUGUGGCCGUGGAUGGGAAACCUGUCAUAGGCGUGAUCCACAAACCUUUCACAGGAUACACAGCUUGGGCCUUGGUUGGUCAUGGGUCUAACAUGAAGCCUCGCACCACCUACAACAUGAACCCCCCCAAGGUCAUCGUGUCCCGGUCACAUGCCGGGAAGGUGAAGGGUUUCAUCGAGGAGGCCUUCGGCAACACUACAGUUAUUCUCCCAGCAGGGGGCGCAGGCUAUAAGGUGUUGGCUCUGCUGGACCCCCUUGAUGAGGACAUUGAGAAGGCUGACGUGUACAUCCACGUCACCUUCAUCAAGAAGUGGGACAUCUGCGCCGGCAACGCCCUGCUCGCGGCCCUGGGAGGUCACAUGACUACGCUGAAGGGCGAGGAGAUAGACUACUCGGGGGCCGCGGGCAACAGGGAGGGUCUGCUGGCCAGCGUCAAGGUGGACCACCAGGACCUGGUGGCCAAACUGCCGGCAUGGGACUCCUCUGACAAACACUGAAGAUCACACACAUACACACGCACACACACAUAUAUAUAUAUUCACAGACACAGAUAUUUACACACACACACAGCCAUAUAUAUACACACACACACACACACACACAUAUAUAUAUUCACAGACACAGAUAUUUACACACACACAGCCAUAUAUACACACACACACACACACAGAUGAUCAGAGACAAAUGGACAAGAUGACCAUAAGCCUUGAAGACCUAACAAGCACAGAUGAGAGGACAACACGAUCUGGGACAAGACAAUAAUGCAAUAUAUUACAAAGCCCGCCAGUCUCCUUCAAACUCCUUUCACCAUUUUUUAAAUGUUUGUUAAGCUAGAUAGGUUAACCGUUUGAGGAGAUCAAUUGUUUAACUCUCGCUUAACACCUUACAUGAUAGGGGUGGGGUUUUGGCUGCUGCAAUGCGAAUCGAGUUUGAAUAUUGGGGAAUGGUAGUUUGAGUAGAUCAAUCCUUUAAAAAAAAUAACAUUUUCCGCUUGACACAGUCCCAACGUGAAAAUCCUACAGCUUGGAAAGUCUUAACUGGGAUUGUACAGUGGACUAAUGGAAAAAAUACCAAAAGAUUGUUUGAGUGGAUUUGUCCUUUAAUGCAUGGUACUUCCUUCAGAUUCACAUUCAUUUGAUUGUUCUGUAUGCAUGUGAAGGUACAGUUUCCUUAUUUUUUCAUGAAUAUCAUCAGAGUUCAGUUUGUAUCGCAGCCUCCUUCGCCUCCACCUUUUGGGGAAAAAGGCUAUACAGUGUGUUAAAUCCAUAUGUGGCUUAUUUAGUCAAUGCAUUUGUAAGUCUACUCUACUAGAAACCAUGCUUUUGUACAUAUGUUAAGUGGAAAUACUUAUUAGCUAAACAUGCUAAUUUAGCAACAAUAUAUUGGAGAUCUUUGGUAAUGAUUUAGAUUGUCAACAGAACACCCCUACUGUAUAUUGACAUUCGGAAUAGACCGUCCAUACAUGGAUAUCAUUAACACUGUGAAUACUAACUGUAUUGUCCAACUGCGCUUUCUCAAAAGGACUAUUUUUGUGCCGUGUGUGCACACGUUUUGUGUCUGAACUGGAUGUGAUUGCUAAGUCUGUGCAUAUAGCUGUCAUGUAGCUGUGUCUCUCAAACUCCCCUCUUGUGUUUCAAAUGAAAUGCCGGUGUGCAUGACAUCAGUGACGGGGUUAUGACUGCUUCAUAUGUGAUCGAGAUCAUUUCAUUUCUGUUUGACGUAUGUUGCACUGUUGAGAAUUACAGGUUCAAAGCUGUCCCUGUCCAUUAAUUGAACCCGUUUCUAUAAACAUUUGUCAUGUUUUCAAGAGAUUAUAGCAAAAAUAAAGAAGCAGAAUGGUGGAAUCCUAAAA
Messenger RNA from Oncorhynchus masou masou (cherry salmon), 2793 nucleotides. It is a transcript of the gene bpnt2, whose product is annotated as 3'(2'), 5'-bisphosphate nucleotidase 2. The transcript has 5 exons. Gene Ontology annotation, molecular function: 3'-nucleotidase activity. Gene Ontology annotation, cellular component: endomembrane system. Bases 410 to 1438 code for a protein of 342 amino acids. Gene Ontology annotation, biological process: phosphatidylinositol phosphate biosynthetic process. The record is from RefSeq and is a predicted model, not a curated record. Lineage: Eukaryota; Metazoa; Chordata; Actinopteri; Salmoniformes; Salmonidae.